UUUGCAGAACCCGAAUUAUUUUUCUUGGCUGUCCAACGCUCAAAGGAAUACUCCGGCCACUUUUUACUUUUUACGUCGAACGGACUUUGCUUUUUGUUUGUUUCCAUUAUCGAUUUUCUCCCUUCGCCGUCGCCGGUGGGGUUAGCGCAUCUCAGGGUUUUAGAGGUCUGGGAAGUAAAACACAACGAUGGAUUCAUCACAGAAUGCAGCAACAGCUGGGACUGGUGUUGGCGGCAAUGGGAUGAUCAUCUCUCAAGGCAAUGACACGGCAGCAACUGCUGUGGAUGAACCAAAGCAGAAUUUGAACCAGGUCAUCAACUCUAUCCAGAAAACUUUGGGCCUUCUGCACCAGCUCUACCUUACUGUCUCUUCCUUCAACGCUGCCUCACAGCUUCCUCUUCUCCAAUGCCUCAAUUCUCUUGUUAUGGAGCUCGACAACAUGGUUAGAUUAGCUGAGAAGUGCAGCAUUCAGGUUCCUAUGGAGGUUCUUAAUUUGAUUGAUGAUGGAAAGAAUCCAGAUGAAUUCACAAGGGAUGUCAUAAAUAGCUGUAUCGCCAAAAAUCAGAUCACUAAAGGCAAAACUGAUGCCUUUAAGGGUUUACGCAGACAUCUCCUAGAAGAACUUGAGCAAACAUUUCCUGAUGAAGUUGAAUCUUACAGAGAGAUACGCGCAGCCUCUGCUGCUGAAUUGAAACGACUUGCACAAGCACAAAGCACAUUACCAAAUGGAGAUAUGAAAGUCUAAUCUGACUUUUCGGUGCCCAUGUCAGUAUUGCAUCUGAGUGGAUUAUGCCAAGAUGUGCCAUAGAUUUGAUGAACAGUUGAGGUGGUAUGGUUGGGUGUGGUACCAUGAAGAAAGUAUGGAGGGUGGUUCUGAUUUGUUUAAUGUGGUGUCUAUGGAUUGAGCGAAAUGCUCGACACUUUGAAGAUAUAGAGACAUCGAUAACAAAGUUGCAAAAGACUGUGGUGAACACGUUACAUAUUUGGAUAUCGGCACAUUAUAGCUUAUUUGGUUCUACUUUUGCAGUCUUUUUGACUUUAUGUUCUUCUUUUUCAUCUUAGGGGUUUUCUUAUAUACUCCCUGUAUAAUAAGGUUGCGCCCAUUUGUGCCUUAUUUAUGAAAUGACAUUACUUAUUAAAAAAUAAGUUUUUCGUGAAAAGUUGCUCUGAAAGAGUAUGCCCAAAGUAAUUGUAAUAAUCCAUAAAUUUGGAGAUACAAUUAUGAGUGGAAGAAAGAUGGAAAUAAGUUUGUUGCUAUGUAUAGAAUCCAUGAUGCCAGAGCAUUUUAGUCAGUGUUGGUAAUUUUGUUAAAGCGAAAAAGCUAGUGGCAGAAACUCGUGACAUAAUUAGUAAUUUGGUGUAUUGCAAGGGAAUCCUAAUUUGGGAGAUAUUUAGAGAGUUGCUAGAGGUAAUAUAUAAGUAAUCGAAAAUUCAUUAAAAAGUGUAAAGGUGCAAUUCAAGUACACAUUAGGUAUACAAGAGUGACAUCUAAUUAGAAGAAGAAAAAAAUGUAGAAAAAUAUGAAAGCUAGAAAGUAAGGUGUCUUAAAGAAUAAAGCCAUUAAUUCCACUAAUGUUCUCUCAUGGUUCUCAAUGUUCUGAUCAUUUCUUUCCCUCCAAAGGCAACACAUUAAACAGGAUGGUAUCAUCUUCUAUACUGCAUCAAACUAAGCCUACUACCUUGCUCUCACUAGCAAGCGAAUAGGUCUACCAACCGACUAGGCAUAACCCAAGCUAGCCCUAAAUUGCUGAAGAUAGUAUUCUUAUUCCAAAGAGCAUUGGCAAUCUCACAAUGGUGUAGAAGAUGAUCCACUAACUCUCCAUUCUUCUUACAUAUACAACACUAAUCAUCUACAAUGACAUGCUGCUUUCUUAGAUUAUUCAUACUAAGGAUCUUCCCUAAUAACGAAUAGAAAGGGAGGCAAAGGUUCUCCUUGUCACAAGCCACGAGAACUACUAAAAAAACCCGUUGGGGUGCCAUUCACCAAAAUCGAAAAGUGAACCGAAGAAAUACAAUAUGUAAUCCAAUUACACCAUUUUCUCCCAAAAUGUAUCUCCUCAGCAAAUACAAAAGAAAGUACCAAAAUUUACAUGUGUAUAAGCCUUUUCAACAUCCAGCUUGCACAACACACAUAGUUCCCUAGAUCUAAUCCUAUUGUUUAGGCACUUGUUGGCAAUGAGAGCAGAGUAUAAAAUAUGCCUCCACUAGCGUUCUAAGGCUUGGAAAUGAUCUUCUUCACUACCAUUUUCAACCUAAUUAGCUAGAACUUUGACGACAAUUUUGUAAAGUACACGCACUAAGCUAAUAGGUUGAAAAUUUUUAAUGUCAACUGCCCUUAGUUUCUUUGGUAUAAGAGAAAUGAAUGUGGCAUUGAGACUUUUUCAAACAUACCCUUGGCUUGAAAAUCAUGGAAAACAUUCAUGAUGUCUACUUUGAGCACCUCCCAGGAAGAUUAGAAGAAACUUACAGUAAAUCCCUCCGGGAUCGGAGCCUUGUCACAGUUAAAGGCUUUCACCAUCUAACAUAGGCUGCUGAACUGCUAGGUAAACUAUCAUAGAAUUGCACAAUGUGUUUUCUUAUCUCAGACUAAUUUGAAAGAGCUGCACCAUUAACCACCAAUUGCUCAAUGGAAUUAUUCCUUCUACUUGAAUUGUCUCUAUUUUUGCCUUCAAUUCACUUCCUCCAAAAGAGUUGUCCUCUCCAAGUCAUUAAUCACAAUAGCCUUCCUUGUUUUCUCCUCCUCACUUAAACCUCUCUCUUCUUCCAAACCCUCAAUAAUUCAAGGCAAGAGAGUCCAUAUAUAGACUCUUUUAUAUGGCCCUUCUUAAAUCCAUCAGAACAGCUACAUCCAAUUGAAAGAAUCUCCAAUUUGGAGGAGAGAUCAGAAUUUACUUUUGCCAUACAAAGAAUUCCAUUGCUCUUUCAGGCUUUAACUUCACUUCCUCAGUGUCAAUUGGACCUGAGUUUUUCGCCUAUGAUUCUGAGAUUAUUUGAUACAUUGAACUUCUACAGGGAAUGUUUGUUUGUUUCAACCUUCGACACUAUUCUUACUAAUGCAUUCACAACAUGUGUAUGGUAGCACGCAUCUCCUGAUAUUCCUAUUUCUUCCUACUGCUGCAAUGCCUUCAUGUUCCCUUUGCUUAAUAACUUUUUUUUUUUUGAUAUCUUUUCUAUUAGCUUUUGCCUGUAUUAGCUUGAAACAUACUAACUGGACAUAAGGUGGAGAAGCUAGACUUAUAUAACCAACUA
Messenger RNA from Corylus avellana, 3249 nucleotides. Its product is annotated as mediator of RNA polymerase II transcription subunit 10b. Gene Ontology annotation, cellular component: mediator complex. The record is from RefSeq and is a predicted model, not a curated record. Lineage: Eukaryota; Viridiplantae; Streptophyta; Magnoliopsida; Fagales; Betulaceae. Gene Ontology annotation, biological process: positive regulation of transcription by RNA polymerase II. Gene Ontology annotation, molecular function: transcription coregulator activity.